CCGCCUCUUCUAAACACAUGACUUGAAGUACUCUGAGGUAGAUAGACCGUAGCUCUGAAAUAGCGUUUCAUUUUUAAGAUUUAUUCCAUCCAUUUUCCGGUACGGUGCAAAAUGAAGUUCGGUUGUUUAUUCGCGGUGUUGUGUCUCGCAGUCGGGGCGAUUGCAGGAAAGUAUUCUCGAGAAAUUAACGAUCAGAAACCGUCCGUGGACGGUAAGAGCACGGUGGAAUUUAGGAUAGCUAAACUCAACCAGGUGUGGGAGAAAGCGACCAGGAUGCAGUUGCCCCCAGUGCGUCAGGCAGAGCUCCACAGUGAUCUGAAGAUCCAGGAGAAAGAUGAACUACAGUGGAAGAAGUCUAAGGCAGAAGGGAUGGAUGAGAAUGGAGAGAGAGAGGCCAAGCUACGACGUGGCUUCAACGUGAUCCUGGCUAAGUAUGGGAUGGAUGGGAAGAAGGACACCAGACCUCUAGAAUCUAACAACCUGAAGGACCAUGACAUCAGAGAAGGAGACAUGUUUGAUGACCCCAGACUGGACAAACUGUGGAAUAAGGCUAAGAGUUCUGGUAAGUUCUCAGAGGAGGAGAUGCAGAGUCUGAAGAGGGAGUUUCAACACCACAAGGACAAGAUCAGCGAGUACAACAUCGUCAUGGAUACCGUCAGCCGCACGGAGGAGAUCCAUAAGAAUGUGAUCUCUCCAUUAGAAGGGGAAGUUAAACAACAUGUCCUGCAUCAGAAACACACCGACCUGAAGGACAAGAUGAGGGAUCUGAACCAGGGCUUUGAACGCCUGAGGAAACUCAGCCAUGAGGGCUUCAGCGAGGACAGCGAGUUUAAAGAGCCCAGGGUGAUAGAGCUGUGGGAGAUGGCACAGAGAGCCAACCUGACUGGGGAUGAACUGGACUCGCUCAAGGAGGAACUGAAGCAUUUUGAGACCAAGGUAGAGAAGCACAGCCACUACCAGGAACAGUUGGAGUUAUCCCACCAGAAGCUGAGACAUGUAGAAUCUCUAGGAGACAACGACCACAUCCUGAGAAACCAGGAGAGAUACAAUAACCUGGCAGAGAAGACCAGAGAGAUGGGGUACAAGAUGAAGAAGCACAUGCAGGAUUUAACCAGCAAGAUCUCCCGUAAAGGACUGGACCGUAACGAACUGUAAGGGGUUCCUCAGACGAGGCCCUGGGGGGGGGGGGGGGCGACGACGACAGAAGGCUGUGUGUUUUCAACAUCAGGACUCGAAACAACAAAUGAAGUCUUGCUUUGUGUUUUUCUUGCCACAGUGAUUCAGAGUGUGGCGAUGCUGCUGUCAUGACAACCCUACGAUGAACUGCUAAUCUGCCUGUCUAUAUAUACACACACUUCCGUCCACAUUGCUCUUUUGUAGACUACUUUAAUGAAAUCAGUGUUUUUUCCGCGUAAAUCUCAUUUGUGAUUAUGUUCCAUUUUAAUAAUGACGAGCCUGCUUCUAUCUCAAAUGGCACCCUAUUCCCUACAUAGUGCACUACGUUUGACCAGAGCCCUAUGGAAGUAGUGUACUGUGUCGGGAAUAGGGUGCCAUUUGGGAUGGAGAACGUGUCUUUCAGUGCCACUACUUGUUUUGUGUAAAUAUGUGUGUAUGUAUAUAUAUAUAUACCUAUUGUAGGUACAUCUGAUUAUGUCCGUGUACCAAAUGUCACCCUAUUCCCUACAUAGUGCACUACUUUUAACCAGAGCCCCGUACGUUCUUGAUCAAACACCUAAUAACUUUGAUCAACAGUUUUAUUCUGAAUGUAUUUGAGACAACCACAUAUUACCACCUCCAUCGAACCCUUCUGGGGAAAUAGCUGCGUCGCCAUAGUAACUCGCGGUAUCGGUGCAUUUGACGACAUCGCCAUAGUAACGCGCGGUAUCGGUGGAUUUGACGACAUCGCCAUAGUAACACGCGGUAUCAGUGGAUUUGACGACAUCGCCAUAGUAACACGCGGUAUCAGUGGAUUUGACGACAUCGCCAUAGUAACACGCGGGAUCAGUGGAUUUGACGACAUCGCCAUAGUAACACGCGGGAUCAGUGGAUUUGACGACAUCGCCAUAGUAACACGCGGUAUCAGUGGAUUUGACGACGUCGCCAUAGUAACACGCGGUAUCAGUGGAUUUGACGACAUCGCCAUAGUAACACGCGGGAUCAGUGGAUUUGACGACAUCGCCAUAGUAACACGCGGUAUCAGUGGAUUUGACGACGUCGCCAUAGUAACACGCGGUAUCAGUGGAUUUGACGACAUCGCCAUAGUAACACGCGGUAUCAGUGGAUUUGACGACAUCGCCAUAGUAACGCGCGGUAUCAGUGGAUUUGACGACGUCGCCAUAGUAACACGCGGUAUCAGUGGAUUUGACGACAUCGCCAUAGUAACACGCGGUAUCAGUGGAUUUGACGACAUCGCCAUAGUAACACCUGGUAUCAUUGGUAUUUCAACAAUAGUAGUAGCUUAAUAUCAGCAAAUCUCAAGAACUCCUCCGUGACCUUUGGCCUAAUGGUAAAAUCCCUGAGCGGUUUCCAUCCUCUCUGGCAACUCGGUUAGGACGGACUUCUGAAUCUUUUGUAGUGACUGGGUGUGUUGAUAUUCAAUGUCUGCUUUUAGUUUUUUAUUCAUCUUUCAAAAAAUAGGUGCCCUUCUUUUGCGAGGUUAUUGUAAAACCUCUCUGGUCUUUGUGGUUGAAAUUCACUGCUCGAUUUGAAGGACCGUACAAUUAUGUGUAUGUGUGGGGUUGGAGUGAUGAGGUAAGUCAUUCAACAGUCAUGUUGAACACUGUUCUGGCAGACAAAGUGGGUCCUUGUAACUGAUGUGGCUUUAAGUACAUAUUUACUACGGCACUUAAUUAGCCUUGAUAUUACAAUGGGGUUGAAUACUUGACUCAUGAACAUUUCAGCUUAUCAAUUGUGUGUAGUAUUGUGUGUAGUAUUGUGUGUAGGCCCAGUGGAGAAAAAUAAUCUAAAUUGAAUCCAUUUUAAAUUAAAGCUGUAUUAACCAAUCAGAG
Molecule: messenger RNA, 3008 nt
Organism: Oncorhynchus kisutch (coho salmon)
Lineage: Eukaryota; Metazoa; Chordata; Actinopteri; Salmoniformes; Salmonidae
Gene: lrpap1
Product: low density lipoprotein receptor-related protein associated protein 1
Exons: 10
Coding region: 112-1155 (347 amino acids)
Biological process (GO): negative regulation of very-low-density lipoprotein particle clearance; negative regulation of receptor internalization
Cellular component (GO): plasma membrane; endosome; rough endoplasmic reticulum lumen
Molecular function (GO): low-density lipoprotein particle receptor binding; lipase binding; heparin binding
Source: RefSeq, a predicted model, not a curated record